AAUUCUUCCUUUCUAAUCUCCAUUUCUGGUUUGGUUGCUAUCAGCAACAAGUUGGUCGGAGAAGGAGAAGUUGUUUCCCUUCAAGAUGCAUGGGAGAUGAUGCCAAAAUCGAAAGAACAACUAUGCUUGGUAGGGAAAAUUCUUCUCAAAAAGGAAUCAACCUUACGAGUCUACAGAAUGCCAUGAUCUCCUCCUGGAAUCCUAGGAAUAGCUUGAAGGUUGAGAAAGAAGACUGUACGAAUAUUCUCUCCCCUACUCGAUCUCAGAAUAAAGAAUAUCACAUGAACACUCUGGUUAAGCUACCUGAGCAAUCAAGGAAAGAGGGCAUUUUGGUGGAAGAGAGCAACCGUGGAACAGAAAGCAAGGAGCAGAACCCAGUCCAGGGGCAUGAGGACUCUGAGCCAUUGAACAUUGAUUAUGCUUUGGAUAUGAACUUGGUAGACAUCCCUUUAAACAAUAAGCAGCAAGAAGAUAGGUCGGAAAAGCAAAAGCUAAACCUUGGUAGGGAAAUUGGAAGGGAUUAGAUAAAGGCCCCUCCCUUGAUCACUUGGUAAAAAGAAGGGGGCUAAGGGCAAGCGUAAAGGCGGGAAACCUGAAGAUAAGCGAGCUUCUAAAGUAUUAUUGGACAAUAACGGUACUGUUGUAGUCCUUUCGGAAUAUAGCAACAAUCCUACC
This is a messenger RNA of Rubroshorea leprosula, 675 nucleotides long. The record is from the annotation of a GenBank genome assembly. Lineage: Eukaryota; Viridiplantae; Streptophyta; Magnoliopsida; Malvales; Dipterocarpaceae.